Mollisia scopiformis is the source of this 2177-nucleotide messenger RNA. Its product is annotated as snoRNA binding protein-like protein. The record is from RefSeq and is a predicted model, not a curated record. The coding region runs from base 195 to 2033 and encodes 612 amino acids. The transcript has 2 exons. Lineage: Eukaryota; Fungi; Ascomycota; Leotiomycetes; Helotiales; Mollisiaceae.
UUACCAGCAACAAAAAAAGAACAAAAACACUUGAGCCGCCCUCUCGAUACCUCCCCGUCGAAUAUAAUACCAUACGCAUUGUUUGGAUGGCGCCUGCACACCGAUAACACUACCACCACCACCACCACCGAUCCUGUUGCGACCCGCAUACCAUAAGGGGUUUCUCCUCAGCCUCGAUACCACCACAACCCACCAUGGCGAAGAAGAGUUGCGCAAAGAGCUUUUGCAGCGUGUUGCAGAGUGUGUUUGCCGCGGCAGGUCUCUAUGGUCUUUUAUAUCUGGGAGUCCUGGUAAUUCAAAGGGGGUCGCUGCCUUCACCAAAAGACCUCAUUCAAAACCCCCCGACACUGCGGCCUGGGUCCCCCUCUUCAGACAGUGUGGGACAACCGGGUCUCAGGUUACCCUCGUCAAAAUUAAAAGUUGAGAAGAUCAAUCCAGCGGCCAAUUGGUUCAACAGACCAGAAAGUCUGGUGGUGCCCCGAGAUGACUAUCUAGGGAAGAGGCCCAAUGUCGAUACGGUUGCGAACCUGACGAAGUUGGUGGAAGAAUGCAGAGGUUCGUAUGAGAACAUUGAGAAGAUGCCAUAUGUAUACGAUUGUCUGAAAUACAUGGAAGAGGGCGAGAAGGAAUAUUUCUACACUCCCGCACGAGGGGAACGAGCCAGCGAACAACCCCCAAGGCGCGCAGAGUAUCUCAACUCAGAUGGAGCAGACAAUUCACUUGACGAGUACCCAUCCUACAAAUCGGCCUCGAAAGACUCAAUUGGACAAUGCAAUGGCCCGAUUGUGCCUUAUCAUGUCUACUGGACGGGACCGGCAACUUGGCGAGUCGAAUUGUUCAUCAAGAGUCACUUCUACACACAAAACAUCCCUUGCGUACGAUUAUGGCUCUGGCUAGAUGGUGAUCGGGACCCGAAAGCGGUGGACAAGAUGCUGAAUCACGAUCCUCUCUUCGAGAAAUUCCUACCUUUCGUCGAACGCGGCGACAUCGUUCUGAAGACUUGGAAAUUUCCUUCGAGAAUCCCUCUCCCGAAAGGAGACAAUACAGAUGGAGUGGGGUACUACAAGACACCGGGGAAACGAAACUCGAAAAAUGAAACACUAGUCGCAGAUGGAUUGAUUCGAGAUGCGAAUGACCAGGAAUGGUUGGUCCUGACCGAGAAACAAAUGACGUUUCUCCCCGUCGCCGUAUCGGAUGCCGUGCGAUUCGUGGUUCUCCACCUCUCCGGAGGUGCAUAUUUUGACAUGGACGUUGUUAUGCUUCGAGACAUGCGACCCUUGUUAAUCGGAGACGAGCAUUCAUUUGCAGAGCGAUGGGGAGGUCAUCCAAGUCCGGGAGAUUAUAACACUGCCAUUAUGUCUCUGACGGCCAACUCUUCGCUUUCUUCAUACUUGCUUCGAGGUGGUGUUCGAAUGGGUCUCAAUUUCCACCCCAGAGUUAUUGGCGUGAUGUCCGUGAAGGACCGCCGAAAUCGAGAAUUCCACAUGUUGGAAACAGCUGCUUUUGAUCCCAUCUGGACGGAAUUCAACUGGGAUCGCCUGGGUCGUUGUACCGUUCCUUGCAUCCACGACUACGGACAGGUUUUCAAGGGAAAGAACGCCUUCCCCUUGAAAGACGAAUGGGAUAGCUACGAAGGCGAGCAAUUGAAAUUGGCGUCAGAAACCAAGUCCCGAGGCCACUUCUGGGAAAUCAAAACCAAGAGAGACGAAGAAAUCUCCGAACGAACCACCACCACUGAGAUCAGCACCCAAACAGCAGUCACCAUCGACCGCGACGCGUUGAGCAAGGCCGAGUACAGGAUUGAACAGGAUAACUACCCGCCCACGAACCGCACGCUAGAGAAUUUCUUCCGCGGUGCGUGGACGUAUCAUGUUCAUAACCAGUGGCUCAAAAACCCCGAACCCUCAUCAUGGCUCAACGUCGUUCAGCGCGCCCAAGACGGCUUCUUCUCGCACGGCAGGUUAAACCCCUACGGUGAGAAGUGGGACGGGCCCGCGAUCCCGGAGUACGAGAUUAGUUGGGAGUAUACAUAGGGUGGGGUGUAGAAAUAGAGACGGACGCAUACAUGCAUCUUCUGGGUACAUUACAUACAACAACAACAACAGCAACAACAAUUACAUAAUUACGACGAGACUUCGAUUCGAUUCGAUGGUUUUGGGUCAGUCGGUUCGAUGAUA